UCCCCCUCUGAGCCAAUCCAGACAGGCCUGCGAGUGGCAUGGCUGCCCCCAGUUUCUCUGGGCACACGGCUAAUGCUGCAAGGAGGUUCUGGCGGUUUCCCAGUAUUCGCGCCGGACGCUAGGAUUGUUAGGUCCGCUGUCCUGGGCUCCAGUCGCGCCGCAGGACUUGGGCUCUAAGAAGAAUGGAUCCUUUGGAUACGUGGGACUUCUCCUCGCCUUUGAUAUCAUUAUGGAUAAACAGGUUUUACAUAUAUUUGGGCUUAGCCUUUGGCUUUAGCCUUUGGAUAUGUUUCCAGAUUGUUAUCAGGAAGCAGGACAAGAACUCACAGGAAAAGACUGUUCAAAAUGCAUCACGGAAUUUGAUGACCAAUGGCUCUCUCUCUCUUGAAAGGAAGGAAGUCUUUGUGUCUGGAGUGAAGAUUUUCUAUGGUUCCCAGACUGGCACAGCAAAGGGGUUUGCAGCAAUUCUGGCAGAAGCAGUGACCUCCCUUGACCUGCCUGUGGCAGUGGUGGAUCUGAAGGCAUACGAUCCGGACGAUUAUCUGCUAGAAGAGGUCACUAGUAAGAGUGUCUGUGCCUUCCUGGUUGCCACCUACACGGAUGGUCGCCCGACGGAGAGCGCAGAGUGGUUCUGCAAGUGGCUGGAGGAGGCAGCCAGUGACUUUCGAUUUGGCAAAACCUACCUGAAGGGUAUGCGAUACGCCGUGUUUGGCCUGGGAAACUCUGCCUAUGCCAGCCACUUCAACAAGGUGGGGAAGAACGUGGACAAGUGGCUGUGGAUGCUGGGAGCUCAUCGCGUGAUGGCCCGUGGGGAGGGUGACUGCAAUGUGGUUAAAAGCAAACAUGGCAGCAUCGAGGCCGACUUCACAGCCUGGAAGGCCAGGUUCAUCUCCCGACUACAGGCACUCCGUCAGGGAGAGAAGAAGCCCUGCAGUGGCAACUGCAGGAAAGGCAAGUGCGAGUCUCAUCAGCGCGGCUCAGGGCCAGCGGAGCCAGGGCCCCAGGCUCAGGAGGGAUUUCGUCAGAGAGAUGCCGAGGAGGAGGAGCUCCUUGGGAGCACCAGUGAGGAGGAGUCUGGCUCCGAGGACCAGCAGAGUGUCAGUUCUGUUAUCGAUGUCGAAGACCUCGGCCAAGUGAUGGAUCGUGUGAAGAAAGAAAAGAGAGAAAAGGCGCAGCAGGAAGGGGAAACUGGCGUGUUGAGGAGUGCAGUGAAGAACGAAGCCAAUGAACCAAGAGCUAUGAUAACUCCCGCUCUCCGAGAAGCCCUUACUAAACAAGGUUAUCAGCUGAUUGGGAGCCACUCUGGGGUGAAGCUUUGCAGGUGGACAAAGUCCAUGCUCCGAGGGAGAGGAGGUUGCUAUAAACAUACAUUCUAUGGCAUUGAAAGCCAUCGCUGCAUGGAAACUACCCCAAGCUUGGCAUGUGCGAAUAAAUGUGUCUUCUGUUGGCGGCACCACACCAAUCCAGUGGGUACUGAAUGGCGGUGGAAGAUGGACCAGCCUGAUAGCAUCUUAAAGGAAGCCAUCGAAAACCAUCAGAACAUGAUCAAGCAGUUUAAAGGAGUACCAGGUGUCAAGGAAGAACGCUUUGAGGAAGGAAUGACAGUCAAACACUGCGCCUUGUCCCUUGUGGGAGAACCCAUCAUGUACCCAGAAAUCAACAGGUUUGUGAAGCUGCUGCACGAGUGUAAAAUCUCCAGCUUCCUGGUCACAAACGCACAGUUCCCCGCGGAAAUCAGGAACCUCAAACCAGUUACCCAACUAUAUGUCAGUGUGGACGCUAGCACCAAAGAGAGCCUGAAGAAAAUUGACCGCCCGCUCUUCAAGGAUUUCUGGCAAAGAUUCCUUGACAGUUUAAAAGCCUUGGCUGAAAAGCAACAACGUACUGUAUACAGACUGACGCUGGUGAAAGCGUGGAACGUGGAUGAGCUCCAGGCCUAUGCCCAGCUGGUGUCCCUGGGGAGCCCCGACUUCAUCGAGGUGAAGGGCGUUACCUACUGUGGAGAGAGUUCAGCGAGCAGUCUUACCAUGGCCAACGUGCCCUGGCACGAGGAAGUGGUGCAUUUUGUCUCGGAGUUGGUGGGUCUGAUCCCCGACUACGAAAUUGCUUGCGAACACGAACAUUCCAACUGCCUCCUGAUAGCUCACAAGAAGUUUAAGAUUGGCAGAGAAUGGUGGACGUGGAUCGAUUAUAACCGCUUCCAGGAGCUCAUCCAGGAAUACGAAGACAGUGGUGGAUCAAAAACGUUCAGCGCAAAGGAUUACAUGGCCAGAACGCCUCCCUGGGCACUAUUUGGUGCCCGAGAAAGAGGCUUUGAUCCCAAGGACACAAGAUAUCAGAGAAAGAACAAAGCAAAGGAUGUUUCCGGAUGUUGAGAUUAUCUGAAUGUAGGAUCCUGAAGGACACAAACCGAUGGCCUCAGAAGGUUCUCGGAUUCCACUGUGAUUUUCCUAAGGACAAAUGACCCAAAUGAUAUCUCACACGGAGAAGAAUAAGGAAGAACACGGGGACACCACUCAAACCGCAGGGCUCAGGAGACGGCACCCAACACUUUGAGUGGCGGGGGGCUCAGCCUCCCCAUUUCUUUCCAGAACUCAGUCCUUUUUCUGGGUUUGCAUCUGAAAGAAAAUGACUUUGAGGGGGGUGUACACAGUCCUUAUUAGAAUUUAACUGAGUUUGGGACUAGAAUUUGGAAGACGCCCUCGGAUGCCAUUCCUGGGCAUGUCAUGCAGAACGAACGCCUGUUCCUCUUCCUCUGUCGUGGGCUGCUGGCCUUUGCUGAUGGUGUUACCCUGAGGCCGGCAUAUCUGCUCCCUCCCUUUCCUACACCUUCAGAUAACAUCUCCUGAAAGUAAUUUAAAUGGUCAUCAUUAUCAAUUAUUUUAAGUACUGCAUGGAUUUCUUUAAAUUUUUGCUUCAUACCAACCCUUCUGAGAUGGAAUUGGAUCUAAAACUGUCCCAAGUCUCAUUUCUUUCCCAUCCAGAUUGCUUGUAGAAGGUAAUAUGUGGGCUGGAUUCGAGUAGAACCUCCAGCCGAAGGAAUUGUCCCGUGAUGUCACUGAAUAAUUAGUCUCUAAACUUUGAAAUAAUGAGCACAAUUUGCUUUCAGUUUAAAAAGUCAGUGCUGAAGGCCCUCGGCACUGCACAUCUGGCGGGUUCCCCUCUUCUUUCAUUCUUGGAGCCUUCGCUCCUUUUUUAGCAAUCUGUUCUGUAAGGUUCCAGUUUUUUUCUAAUUGAAAAUGUCAUUAAAUACUUCAUAGUUUUUGAAAAGUGUUACAGGUGUUUUAAAAAUUCCUUCAUCCUAAAAAUUUAAUUAAUAAAAU
This is a messenger RNA of Phacochoerus africanus (Common warthog), 3323 nucleotides long. Its product is annotated as S-adenosyl-L-methionine-dependent tRNA 4-demethylwyosine synthase TYW1. Lineage: Eukaryota; Metazoa; Chordata; Mammalia; Artiodactyla; Suidae. The record is from RefSeq and is a predicted model, not a curated record. The transcript has 16 exons. Gene Ontology annotation, biological process: wybutosine biosynthetic process. Bases 183 to 2375 code for a protein of 730 amino acids. Gene Ontology annotation, molecular function: catalytic activity; FMN binding; 4 iron, 4 sulfur cluster binding.